UAUGGGCUGCCAAUCGUGCCAAUUAGCUAAUCUCAAUAAACACAAGAAAUUCACAAAGCUAUUUCAUUUAUUCAAAUUCCAUAACAUUAAUAAUACUAUGUAACAAACAUGUAUUUAUAUGAUCGUUGUGUUUUGUUAAUUACGUUAUUGUUCGGUGUAUAUCCAUCGGUGCUUGGAAUAAUAUUUCCGUAUGUGUAUCCUCGUUUAAAAUUGGAAGCGAAACUGAGCGAUGCCGGUGACCCCUUAAUACUUACGCCGUAUAUAAAAAAAGGUCUAGUUCUCGAAGCCCAAAACCUCUCACGCGUCUCCAUAACAGAUAAAAUUGGUUUCGUGAGUUACGCCGGCUUCUUUACAGUUGAAGAAACAUACAACUCCAACCAAUAUUUUUGGUAUUUCCCGCCAUUUUCCAAAAAUGCGUCCGCGCCUGUGAUACUCUGGCUCCAGGGUGGACCUGGGGGCAGUUCGUUAUUUGGUUUAUUUACAGAAUUAGGCCCUUUAAUAGCAAAGAGGGACGGGUUUGCUCUUAGAAAAUAUCAUUGGGCUCUAAAUCAUCACCUAAUUUUUAUAGACAACCCAGUCGGUACAGGUUUUAGCUUUACUGAUAAUGAAAAAGGCUACUGUUCUGAUGAAGACUGUGUAGCUAAAGGACUUUAUAGCAGUUUACAACAAUUCUUUACUAUGUUUCCAAAUUUAAAAAACAAUGAGUUUUACAUUACUGGUGAAUCAUAUGCAGGGAAAUAUGUACCGGCAUUAGCUAUGGAAAUUCAUAAUCAAAAUUUAAAUGGUGGUGAAAGUAUUAUUAAUUUGAAAGGGUUAGCGAUGGGAAAUGCUUACUGUGAUCCUGUCCACCAAAUAGAUUAUGGGAAUUAUCUCUAUCAACAUGGUUUGAUAGACAACAACCAAUUGUUGAUUUUUGAGAAUUUGCAAACAAAAAUUGUUACUGAAAUUAAAGAAAAUAAUUGGCAGGCAGCUGACUUUCUUAUGGACAAAUUGAUGGAUGGAGCGCUAACUAAUUUUUCAUAUUUCAAAGCAUUCACGGGAUUUGAGGAUUACUACAACUUUUUGUACACUAAAGAAGAUAUUAAUACAGCCAUGCUUGCUAAGUUGCUGCAGAAUGAUAAGGUUCGAAAGAGUGUGCAUGUCGGUGGGUUGCCAUUUAAUUCCGGUGAAGAAGUACAAUUGCACUUAGCUUAUGAUAUUCUAAAAUCAGUUGCACCUUAUGUCUCAGAGCUAUUGUCCCAUUACCGAAUCUUGUUUUACAAUGGCCAAUUAGAUAUCAUUGUGGCAUACCCAUUGACUGAGAAUUUCCUCCGUAACUUGAACUUCUCGGCAGCAGAGGAGUAUAAAAUAGCUCCGAGACACAUUUGGCGUGUAGGUGAAGAUAUAGCAGGGUAUGUGAAGAAAGCUGGUAACCUGACCGAGGUGCUAGUACGGGAUGCUGGUCAUAUGGUGCCUCAUGACCAGCCACGUUGGGCGUUAGAUCUGAUAACAAGAUUUAUUAGAAAUAAACUGUAAAGAAAACACUUGAAAUAGUCUGUUACAAUUCAUGGCUUUAUUUUUGACAUUAAAUUAUGAGUUUUUACAUU
Molecule: messenger RNA, 1586 nt
Organism: Achroia grisella
Lineage: Eukaryota; Metazoa; Arthropoda; Insecta; Lepidoptera; Pyralidae
Product: venom serine carboxypeptidase-like
Exons: 1
Coding region: 109-1515 (468 amino acids)
Biological process (GO): proteolysis
Molecular function (GO): serine-type carboxypeptidase activity
Source: RefSeq, a predicted model, not a curated record